This is a messenger RNA of Cladocopium goreaui, 869 nucleotides long. The record is from the annotation of a GenBank genome assembly. Lineage: Eukaryota; Dinophyceae; Suessiales; Symbiodiniaceae.
AUGCUGGCUGCCCUUCGUUCGUCCCCUUGGGGCCUGCCUGCUCAUGCAGCUUCUUGUGAGGUGUUGGGCUUGGCAGCGCCUCUGCAGGCCCGUUGGGCCAAGAAGAGCAAAAGGAAAAAGAAACCGAAACGCGAAGAUCGUACCGAGGAACAGAAGGCCGCCUGCGCCGGUGCUCGCACGGAUCGCAUCUUCGACAACAUCAUGGAACCUGAGACGCCCUUCCACAUGAGUCGCGUCAUCCGCAAACACCUGCGGGGCUUGAUGGCAGAUGGCCGGCAGAACAUCCGGCGGAAGAAGGACCUGGGCCGCUACACCCACUACCGAGUCUUGCGGAUAGCGGGGCUCACGCACGACUACCCCAGUGAGAACACGGAUCGCCGGGGCUUCCUGACUCCUCUGACGGAGUUGCAGGACGGGGCAACCUUGCCCCGUUCCAUCAAUCAUCGUCGCUUCAACUAUCCUCACACCUUGAGUUACAAGGUCUAUUGGGGUCCACCCACCGUUCAAGAUGAGCCUAACGAGUACGAGGGAUCUAUGGUGGGCUGUACUGUGGCGGUGCGUCUCUGUGACUUGCCAUUGACACAACGGCAAAAGGAGCGUUUGGUGGAUCUGGUGGGCAUGGAGCGAAUCUGUGAGAAAACUGGUGUCUUGACGCUGAAAGCCGACUACUUUCCGGAGAGGAAUCACAACGCUGCACUACUGGGUGACAUGCUUGAGCAGCUGAUGCGGGAGGCUAUGCGCGCAGAUGAUCCUGUUCCUGCUGUGAUCGAAUGAGCUCUCAGCCUCUGUAGAGACAAGGUGUGUAGUCUACAGGUCGAGCCGGUUGUACAAAUUAGCCCGGGAUGGGUAAAGUUCUAACCUCUGCCAAG